AUGGAUGAACUCGACAAGCUGCAGUACCUCUCGCUUGUGUCCAAAAUCUGCACUGAGCUGGAGAAUCACUUCGGCUUCAACGACAAAGAUAUGGCCGAGUUUCUCAUCAACCUUGCCGAAGAUGCCCAGUACGAUGAUUUCAGAAAAAAGGUCGAAGAGUUUGGCGGUGAAUUUACCGAAAAUUUCAUCGCCAACAUCUUUCGCAUCAUCACUCACAUGCGCCCAAAGAAGAAGGCUGAAGAGCAGGAGAAAGAAGGCCAACCAAAGGACGACAGAUCACUGAAGCGGGCACUCUUUCCCUGUCUUGCAAUGCCCAAUGAUCCUUCAGAUAAGGAUUCCGCCAGUGAUAAUGAAUCGAAGGAAGACGACGACACGAUGGCCCUUCUUGAGGCGCUGGAGCAGACAAACAAAACAUCCAACAAAAAGCGGGAGCGAUCGCGUUCCAAAAGCGCCGACAGAGAUCACCACCGAUCAAAGCGAACUGGUGAUGACCACCGUCGUCGCAGCAGAAGCCGUGAUCGUCAUCGGCGGUCCUCGAGAAGCCGCAGCAAAGAGCGGCGAAGAAGUCGAAGCCGGGAAAGGCGGAGGAGCCCGAGCGACCGCGACCACCACCAUCGAGAUCGCAUCAGAAGGAGAAGUCAAAGUCGAGAGCGAACCAGCCGAAGCAGCCGACGCAGUCCAGAUCGUCGUGAUUACGAAAACCGUGAUAACCGUAAUGGUCGCGAAUAUGACAGUCGAGAUGGUCGUGACGACCAUCGUGAUCAUCACAGCCGCGGUGGUCGCCGCUCUCGCAGUCCGGAGGAGCAGCGAAAGCCUGGCGGACGCUUCCAUGAGCUGCCGGAGAAUCCCUCGGUGGGCGACAUCUUCGACGGCAAGGUGAGCAACAUCAUGCAGUUUGGCUGCUUCGUCCAGCUGGAGGGGCUGAAGGGCCGUCGCGAGGGCCUGGUGCACAUCUCCCAGCUCCGCCGGGAAGGCCGCGUCAAUGACGUCAACGAGGUGGUGAAGCGCAAUCAGCGCGUCAAGGUGAAGGUGCUCUCCUUCAGCGCCGACGGGAAGCGCAUCAGCCUGACGAUGAAGGACGUCGACCAGGAGACGGGCGAAGACCUCAACCCGGACAUGGGCGGCGGCGGACAUGGCGCCAACAGGGGAGGCGGCGACGACGACGGCGCCAGCUUCCGCAACCCUGACCGCCCCGCGUCGAUGCCCUUGGCCGGCAUCAAGGCCAUGGGUGGCACUGACGGGGAAGGUGGCGGCGGGGAAGACGGCGAGUCGCGUCGCCGCAUCGUCCAGCGCAUAUCCUCGCCGGAGAAGUGGGAGCUGAAGCAGAUGGCCGCCGCCAAUGUGCUCGACCGGACGAUGCUGCCCGACUUUGACGAGGAGCAGGGCGUCCUGCCGCGCAUCGACGAGGACGAAAAUGAGGACAUUGAAAUUGAGCUGGUGGAGGAGGAGCCGGCCUUUCUUCGCGGCCAUGGCCGAGCGCACGUCAACGACCUCAGUCCGGUGCGCAUCGUGAAGAACCCGGACGGGUCGCUGGCGCAGGCGGCGAUGAUGCAGUCGGCGCUGUCGAAGGAGCGGCGCGAGGUGAAGCAGCUGGCGCAGCAGGCGGAGGCCAACUCGAGCCGCCCCGAAAAUAGCAAGGACUGGUUCGACCCGAUGCCGAAGCAGCAGUCCACCAGCGAGACGGCCACCACCUCCAGCUCUGGGUACGGCGGCAUGCCCGCGGAGAUGCCCGAGUGGAAGCGGCACAUCACCGGCGGCGCCAAGGCCAGCUACGGCAAGCGCACCGAGCUGAGUCUGCUGGAGCAGCGCCAGUCGCUGCCCAUCUACCAGUUCAAGGAGGAGCUGGUGAAGGCGGUGGCCGACAACCAGAUCCUCAUCGUCAUCGGCGAGACGGGCAGCGGCAAGACGACGCAGAUCACGCAGUACCUGGCGGAGGCGGGCUACGUCGCCCGCGGCAAGAUUGGCUGCACCCAGCCGCGCCGAGUGGCGGCCAUGUCGGUGGCGAAGCGAGUCGCCGAGGAGUUUGGCUGCCGCCUGGGCACCGAGGUCGGCUACACCAUCCGCUUCGAGGACUGCACCAGCCCGGAGACGGUCAUAAAGUACAUGACGGACGGCAUGCUGCUCCGCGAGUGCCUCCUCGACUCGGACCUGCGCGGCUACUCGCUGCUGAUGUUGGACGAGGCCCAUGAGCGCACCAUCCACACCGACGUCCUCUUUGGCCUGCUGAAGGCGGCCGUCCGCCGUCGACCGGACCUCAAGCUGAUCGUCACCUCGGCGACGCUGGACUCGGUCAAGUUCUCGCAGUACUUCUUCGAGGCGCCCAUCUUCACCAUCCCCGGGCGGACCUUCCCCGUGGAGGUGCUCUACACGAAGGAGCCGGAGACGGACUACCUGGACGCGAGCAUGCUGACGGUGAUGCAGAUCCACCUGACGGAGCCGCCCGGCGACAUUCUCCUCUUUCUCACCGGCCAGGAGGAGAUUGACACCGCCUGCGAGGUGCUCUACGAGCGCAUGAAGACGCUCGGGCCGGACGUGCCCGAGCUGCUCAUUCUGCCCGUCUACUCGGCGCUGCCCUCGGAGAUGCAGACGCGCAUCUUUGAGCCGACGCCGCCGGGCUCGCGCAAGGUGGUCAUCGCGACGAACAUCGCCGAGACCUCUCUGACCAUCGACGGCAUCUACUACGUCGUCGACCCGGGCUUCGUCAAGCAGAACGUCUACAACCCGAAGACGGGCAUGGACUCGCUGGUGGUGACGCCGAUCUCGCAGGCGCAGGCGAAGCAGCGCGCGGGCAGAGCGGGCCGGACCGGGCCCGGCAAGUGCUACCGCCUGUACACGGAGCGCGCCUACCGCGACGAGAUGCUCACCACGCCGGUGCCGGAGAUUCAGCGGACGAACCUCUCGGAGACGGUGCUCCAGCUGAAGGCGAUGGGCAUCAACGACCUGCUCAGCUUCGACUUCAUGGACGCGCCGCCGGCGGAGGCGAUGGUGAUGGCGCUGGAGCAGCUGCAUUCGCUGGGCGCCCUCGACGACGAGGGCCUGCUGACGCGGCUGGGCCGGCGCAUGGCGGAGUUUCCCCUGGAGCCGCGCCUCUGCAAGAUGCUCCUCCAGUCGGUGGCGGUGGGCUGCAGCGAGGAGGCGCUGACGGUGGUGUCGAUGCUCAGCGUGCAGAACGUCUUCUACCGGCCGAAGGAGAAGCAGGCGGCGGCCGACGCGAAGAAGGCCAAGUUCAACCAGGCCGAGGGCGACCACCUGACGCUGCUGGCGGUGUACAACGCCUGGCGGGCGAACAAGCUGAGCACCGCCUGGUGCUACGAGAACUUUGUGCAGGUGCGCACGCUGAAGCGGGCGCAGGACGUGCGCAAGCAGCUGCUGGGCAUCAUGGACCGCCACCGCCUGGACGUGAUCAGCUGCGGCCAGGCGACGGCGAAGCUGCAGAAGGCCAUCGCCAGCGGCUUCUUCCGCAACGCCGCGAAGAAGGACCCCCAGGAGGGCUACCGGACGCUGGUGGACGGGCAGGUGGUGUACAUUCACCCCUCCUCGGCGCUCUUUCACCGCCAGCCGGAGUGGGUCGUCUACCACGAGAUUGUCCUCACGACGAAGGAGUACAUGCGCGAGGUGACCACCAUUGACUGUCGCUGGCUGGUCGACUUUGCCCCUAGCUUCUUCCGCUUCAGCGACCAGUCGAAGCUGUCGAAGCACAAGAAGCAGCUGCGCCUGGAGCCGCUGUACAACAAGUACGAGGAGCCGAAUGCCUGGCGAAUCAGUCGGGUGCGCAAGCGGCGAAACUAG
This is a messenger RNA of Rhagoletis zephyria (snowberry fruit fly), 3789 nucleotides long. The record is from RefSeq and is a predicted model, not a curated record. NCBI's taxonomy places the organism in Eukaryota, Metazoa, Arthropoda, Insecta, Diptera, Tephritidae.